Plasmodium adleri (nom. inval.) is the source of this 645-nucleotide messenger RNA. RefSeq names its product conserved Plasmodium protein, unknown function. Bases 1 to 645 code for a protein of 214 amino acids. The record is from RefSeq and is a predicted model, not a curated record. The transcript is spliced from 4 exons. Lineage: Eukaryota; Apicomplexa; Aconoidasida; Haemosporida; Plasmodiidae. Gene Ontology annotation, molecular function: protein binding.
AUGUUUAUAUCUGAGGACUUAGACCCAGAAGCACUGAAAAAUGAAGCCAACAUAAAAUGGAAAGAGGGAAAUAUGGAAGAGGCCAAUUUAAUAUGGAGGCAGGCAUUAAAGGAAUGUAUUAAAUAUUCCAUGAGAGGUAUUCCUACAAACAAAAAUAGAGAUAUGCAAAUAUCUCUCAGAUUAAAUUUAUCUUUAUAUCAUUAUAAAAAAAAAGAAUACUCAGAUUGUAUAAAUCAAUGUAAUAUAAUAAUAGAUAAUUUGAUCAAUCUGAAUGAAAUGUUGGAGCAUUAUAAUAUGGGAGAUGAGGAAACAAACAAAAAGGAAAAUAACAUUUUGAGUGACAAUAAAAGUGAUAAUAUAAGUGAUAAUAUAAGUGACAAUGAGAAGGAUAAAUCGAAUGAUAAUCUAAGAGAGAAAAAAUAUAUUAUAAAGAAAGACAUUCUUAUUAAAAUAUUUUUAAGAAGAGCUAGUUCAUUUUUAUGUUUACAAGAAUUUAAUAAAUGCAAUGAAGACCUAGAUAUAAUCAAAAAGCUAGAAAAUGAUGAUGUUGAAGCAGCUAUAUUAGAGAAGAAAAUGAUAAUAGAAAAAAAAGAUUAUGAAAGAAAACAAAAAGAGUUGUAUAAAAAAAUGUGUAAUAGCAAAUAA